Messenger RNA from Fopius arisanus, 4240 nucleotides. RefSeq names its product Ephexin (gene Exn). Gene Ontology annotation, biological process: activation of GTPase activity. Lineage: Eukaryota; Metazoa; Arthropoda; Insecta; Hymenoptera; Braconidae. Bases 474 to 4037 code for a protein of 1187 amino acids. The transcript has 8 exons. Gene Ontology annotation, molecular function: protein binding; guanyl-nucleotide exchange factor activity. The record is from RefSeq and is a predicted model, not a curated record.
UAAAUGACAGGUGAAUAUAAAAAGAUCUCAAUUGACUAAAGGACGACUUUACGAAUUAAUUGGAAACGUGAGAGCAGUUGAAUAAAUUGAAUUAAUUAUUUGAUAUAGACAUUUUAAACAAAUUAUUUUCGUCCUUCGGACAAGUUCAGAAUUGCAAGACAUUUUUUUUCUGGUUUAAUGUCAGAUGUUUUCUUCUUAUGACUUCAGAUUUUUUGUAGAAAACUUUUUUAUUCUCCUGGUACAGAUGCGUGUAUCAUCGGAAUUUCCGAGCGGCUGGGGGAAUUUAUAUAUCCGGGUGGCCUUCACAUGGGAAAUUGACGGAGGGCCACGGACAUUGCACCUGUGGAACCUGUAGUAAUGAACAAAUUCCGGAGACUGACUCAGUGUACCAAUCAUCCAGAUUCUCUUUAAAUACUUGACACGAAAUCAGGAAAUGUGGAAUCAAUCCCUGAAAGUCUCCAUUUGUCCGUUUAAUGGAUCUCCAGUCGAGUUUCCAUCAGCUUUCAUCCAGAAAUCAAAGAGAAACGAAUUGUCGCGGGUUUCGCUUGAUUUCGCCGAUCGGCAUCACCGAGCAUUGCCGAGCACCACCGAACAGCCAAUUGGUGCCGGAGGAAAAAUUCGCCUCGUAUGAGGAUAUAAAUAGCCUUGAAGAAGUGAUUGAAGAGACGAGAGACAGUGGAAAUGGAGAAGGGAACAAACAAGAAGAGACAGCCAUAGUCAACAGACUACAGUCUCCAGAAAAGUCUACAGAGGAUCGUGCGAAUAAAGAGGACAUUGACACAAGACAUUCGUGGGAAAAACUGAAUUCCGAGAUAUCUGAGGAAAUAUGUCAGUCUGCUGAAAACCACAUUGCUGAUUUAAAUGACAAUGACAAAUUGCUGAGUACAAAAGUUCAUUUCAAGGUGAAGCCUAAGUGGGGGUUUACGAGAACUGUUAUGCAUUAUGUACCGAACAGAGCAAAGAGAUCGAAAAAAAUAGGUAAAAUGAGACCACGAAAGAUUAAAACGAAAGAUGAAAUUUCUUCUUCUGCCAGUGUAUCACAGCCAACGAAUUUCGUUCAUCUCGCUGGAACUGCACGUUGGGCUUGGCUCAAUGAAACACCUUUCAAUUCACAUUCUCGUCCAAUUAUAACGCAUCAGGAAAAAUUCGCUAGAUUACCAAUGGUGGGGGAGCAAACACCAGACAAACAAUUCGAUGUGAAAAUAUCUACAGAUAUCAACACCGAUGAACGAAAUUGUAGACCUUCUGCGAAUUCAAGUUUUCUCUGGAGUAAUUUAUCUAAACAAACUGCCGAUGUGGUUGACAGUGAAGACCAAGAGAAUUACGACGACGUGGGAGUAUCAGUGGCUCAUGAAGAUGCAGAGGAUGUAUACGAUGAUGUGGGCCCACCCUUAACAUCCGUUAAGAUAUCUCCUUCCGCAGUUGAUUACCACCACGAUGACGAUGAUCAAGUUUACGAUGACGUCAUGCCCCCGAGUAAUCUCUCUCUGAGGAGGAGCACCCAGGGGGAAAAUUGUGACAGUAAUCCUUCGAAUUUGCAGGGAUUUCCCACUGGAGAAAAAGACAACUGUGGAGAGGACUUGAUUUAUAUGAGAAAUGAUUAUUCUUCGGUAGAUGAGGAUGCGGAUGACGAGGACACAUUGUAUGAUGAUGUCGGUGUAAAUUGUCAGUCUCGAGUUAACAGCCUCUACGCUGCCUCCACUAUUGUCUCACAGGCGGAAUCGAGUUAUGGAAAGGAAUCUGAGUGGGAGGAUCUGGAAGAAUCACUGUCUGAAGUCGUAUCGACAAACAAUCAAGAGGAUGGAGGCAGUCCCUCGAAAAGGAGAACGGGUCGACGGGCGAGGAAAGUGAGACGGCAGAGAUCAAAGGCAUUGCGCAAAAAUUCAACACGAAACACCAGUCAAAUUGUUGGGAUCUCUCGUCAAUCAGACGCUUCUGAUACAGCAUCUGAUGAUUCGAAUUACGAGACUCUCUGCUCAGAGCCGAGCGAGUCGAUUAGAGCAGUUGAAAGCAGUAUUGAAAAUUUGAUGGAGAGUCCAGCUGUCCAGGAGGCACCAUCGAGACCUGUUCCACCACCACCGAGAGAAUCCAGUCUCACAGAGACAUUUGGCAAGCGAAUUAAAAUGUUACGGCGUACGUGGAGCAUCACCAAAGGAAGUCUCGGUCGCAUGCGUCGAAAAACAUCGACUUCUGCGGAUCCAAUUGAUUCAAAUAUUGACGAUGUGCCACUGAAAUCAUCGAGUUGUGAAAACUAUCAAAGUGAUACGAGAAAGUCCAGUCAAACUUUCAAUUUGCGAAAGCAUUUUCAGAGGAAUGUGUCGUCCCACUCGACGUUUUACCUCGAUAAUGAGAAUGAAAUUGGAAAAAAUAAUAAUGAGAGCAUCUACAAAAUAUAUGGUACCUCUAAUUGGUACGGGGAUUCGGACUCCUGGAAGACAGAUGAUACACCUAGGCACCAGCUUGAUAAUUCAGAUGAUUACAAUAUGCUAGCUGAAGAACCGCUCUAUCAGUUCUACGCAGCUGCGACAGUAAGAGGGGCAUUUCAGUCAGAUUCCGAUAGUAAUUACGGUGAGGAUGACAUCAAUUCAAUUUUUUCGCCAUCAACUUCGGAAUUGGGAAGACCAGGGCACAGGACUUUGUGGUGUGAAACACCACAGGUGAAAAAUACUCAACUACUUGAAAAAUUGACAAACGACGAGAAGAAACUCCAAGAAGCGAAAUUUGAGAUCCUGACGUCAGAGGCUUCAUACCUAAAUUCCCUUCGAGUACUUGUCAAUGAGUUUUUGAUAAAUCAUGAGCUAGUUUACGAGGUCCUCUCUGUGGCAGAUCGUGAGAAGCUCUUUGGUAAAGUUCCAAAUGUCCUGAUAGCCUCGGAGAAAUUUCUCGGGGAGUUGGAAGCGACUUGGCGACAGGAUCCACUGAUGCGUGGUCUUCCAAAUGUUCUCCUCCAACAUGCCGAGCGGUGCUCCAAAAUCUACAUCGAUUAUUGCUCCAACCAAGUCAGCAUAGACUCCACAUUGAGAGAGUUGAAAUCGAGAAAGAGUAAAUUUUUGGAGACUAUUAUGAGGAUCGAGGCGCAUCCGGCAUGCCAGAGUCUCUCAUUGCACUCAUUUUUGAUGCUACCUAUGCAGAGGGUGACGAGACUGCCACUCCUGGCAGAUGCAGUAUUAUCAAAACUCUCGACAGAUCACGAUGAGCGUCUGCACUGGGAGAGAGUUGUGUCAGUUUUAGGUGGAGUUGUUACAGAGUGUAAUGAGGGGGCGAGAACAGCUGGACGUCAAAUAGAAAUGGAGACACUAGCUAGAAAACUCGUCUACUCAGCCAAAGUACCUCCAGUGGAUCUUCGUGGGAGACAUCUGGUCAGAAGUGGGCCAGUUACCCAGAUGAUGGCCAAAUCUGGCAGUGAAUAUGUCCUCACAUUCAGAAAAAAAUAUCAAAAGACACCUCUGUACCUUCUACUCCUGACUGAUCACAUUCUCGUGGCUAAAUGCAAAGCCAAUUCCAGUCAGGAAGACACGUACACUGUCAUCGAUACCAGCAAAAGGAGUCUCGUGGAGCUGGAGAAGGUGCCCGAUGACUCUCCAUUUGCAGAAAGGUACGCCAUGAUUCUUACGUUGCUUGAGAAUCAUAAUGGGAAACAUGUGGAGUACAUAUUGUCCUGUCAGAAUGGAACUGAGAGGGAGAGAUGGCUGGAUGCAAUGUCACCUCCAGUAUCUAGUUCUGUUGGAGAAACUCUUUAUGAAUCUUGGGAUUGUCCUCAAGUUAUGGCAUUGUAUUCUUAUGCACCGAGUCAGCCUGAUGAAUUGUCUCUGCAACCUGGGGAUGUGAUAAAUGUUGUGAGGAAGAUGGCAGACGGAUGGAACCACGGGGAGAAGCUCGUGGGUGGUGAACAGGGCUGGUUUCCUGGGAAUUUCGUCAAGGAAGUUGCCUCUGAGCACGUCAGGGCCAGGAAUUUGAGACAACGACACAGACUCUUGGCACUCAGUGAGUGCUUACUGCAGCAGAGGGCUAAACAGUCCAUUAAUUCUAAUCGAUAAUUGAUAUUGUUGAGUAAUCAAUUAAUAAUACCGAAUAUAAAUUCAUAUAUUGAUUCUCUGGAGUAUUCAAAAAAUUGUAUAUACAUGUGUUGCUAUAAAAUAGGAAUGUUUGUAUCUGUUGAAUAAAUCCAUGUUUAUGAAAAUAUAUUUUUAAAUUCCAGUGGGCUAUGAUUCUAUGGUAGUAAAAUGCAAUGAGAUUAAAA